Erythranthe guttata (spotted monkey flower) is the source of this 2705-nucleotide messenger RNA. The record is from RefSeq and is a predicted model, not a curated record. NCBI's taxonomy places the organism in Eukaryota, Viridiplantae, Streptophyta, Magnoliopsida, Lamiales, Phrymaceae.
CAUUUUACUAAAAAAAACAGUUGUUUAUUGAACGUUGAAGGUACAAUCGAGCUUCUACUAAAUCCAAAUUUUAGCUCUUGAAAAAUGGCGCCAAAGCCGACGAAACUCACAAAGGCCUUGAAAGAAAUGAAGAAAAUGGGAUUUUCGGAAAAGAUUGUGCGACCGAUAGUGAGAAGUCUUCUCAGUACGUACGAUAAUAACUGGGCUCUCAUCGAAGGAGACGAAUAUCAAGUUCUUGUUGACGCUAUUUUAGAUAGCGAGGACAAAAAGACAAAGGACAGUGAGUUGGAACAGCUGAUGAAUGCUUGGUCUGAAGACGAGGAUGAAGAAGAAAACGAACCACUUAUUAAAAGACCUAAACGAAGCGACUCGAAAAAGGGUAAAUCGACUUUUUUCGAAGAGCACCGUAAUAAGGACACUUCUUGUCAUGGAAAAAGGAAGGGUAUAGUAGUGAAACAAGAAAAGGGUAGUAAAGUAAUUUCCGAUGAUGACGAUGAUGAUGGUGAUGGGAGAGAUGAGUCGAAGUCGAUUGUGCCCCUUGUAGACUUGGGAAGUAGUGGAGAUGAAUUGUUCGAUUGUAUUUCGGAGAAAAGAAUGAUAGUUUACGAAAAAGGUAAUCGUAAAAAAAUAUCGAAAGAGAAUGAUCUUGCUUUAGUGGACAAGGUAAAUGAUGAACACGACGAGGCUGCUUUUGAAAUUCCUCUUGCUGUGGUUUCUACUCCAGAUUCUCCUGUGCUGUUAUUGCAAGGAAGUUCGCAGGAAAGUUUUUCGACUCCGAAAGAAAAUAUCUCACUGUUUGCUGAAGUGAUGGAUCUUGACGCAGAGAAUAUAUCUCCUUGUUUGCUUCUUAAAGAGCCUUAUUCGGUAGAAAACAGUUUCGAUAUGGAAGAAAAUCAUCAAGAAGAAUCCACUAACAACGAAAAAAUCGAACUGGAGAAAAGCGAAAACGGGGUUCUAGAUUCGAUGAAUCUAGACAUUGCCUCAUCGUCCAAGGGCGAGGUGAAAAUCUCUCUUACAAUCAGUUCUUCCCUAAAAUCGGGGCUUCACAUUCCGAGUUUAGCAGCAUUGUUUGAGCAGGUUGAGGAACAUUGCCUAGAGUCAUACAAAAUCCCUCGAACCGAUUUUUCUAUGUCGAAACUAAUGACAGAAGUGUGUGAAUCCUUCUUGAUCGCCGGUACAACCUCAAAGUACAACGAGGAUGUAAGAACCGAAACUGUGUCAGCUGGCGAAAUCGACAAUCAGCUCAGUCUUCACAGUAAUUCGGCCGUUUCAAAUGAUCCAAUCAAGAUAAUUCAAAUUCCGAAAUUUGUGGGGUCCAUUGGCUUGGAUUUGAGCCGUUGUAAGAUAUAUUUAAGUGAAACGGAGAGAAGUAUUUUCGAACUCAGCACUAAAACGAUGUUUCUCCAAAAUCAUUUUACUUCAGACAUAACUAACGGUCAAGAAUCAAACGAGAUUUCUCUGAUAAACGAAGUAAAUGAGGAUCAAUGUCCUAAAUUUAACUACAUUUCCAAGAAUGUAAUUUACCAAAAUGCAAAUGUGAGGUUUUCUCUCGCUAAUAUAUCAGAACAAAAUUGCUGCUCGAAUUGCUUUGGCGACUGUUUGUCUCUACAAAUCCCAUGUAAUUGUGCUGGAAAAUCCAACUCGGAGUUUGCUUAUACGCCAGGUGGCGUAUUGAAGGAAUCUUUUGUUGAUAACAUUGUAUUAGGAAACGAUUUUGCGCAAAAACACAAUCUUUUCUACUGUCAAGACUGCCCGUUAGAGAGGCCGAACGAUACAAAAUUAUCGGUCCCGUGCAACGGCCAUAUAACGAGGAAAUUCAUUAAAGAAUGCUCGAUCAAAUGCGGCUGUAGCUUUAAUAAGUGCGCAAAUCGAGUUGUUCAGCGAGGAAUAACUGCAAAACUGCAGGUUUUUAUGACGGCGGAGCGAAAAGGAUGGGGUGUUAGAACUCUCGAAGAAAUACCGAAAGGGGGUUUUGUAUGCGAAUACGUCGGAGAAGUUGUCACUACCAAAGAGCAGUUCGGACGAGACGUGCAGAAAAAUAGCGGCGACUCGCAAACGUACUCGGUUCUGUUAGAUGCUGGAUGGAGUUGUAAGGGAAUCUUGAAAGAUGAAGAUGCUCUUUGUCUCGAUGCUACGGUUUAUGGAAAUGUCGCAAGGUUUAUUAAUCAUAGGUGUUUCGAUGCUAACUUGGUCGACAUCCCCGUCGAAGUGGAAACUCCAGAUCAUCACUACUACCGUCUAGCUUUCUUUACUAAAAGGAAGGUUAAUGCUUUGGAAGAGCUAACUUGGGACUACGGGUUUGACUUCAAUGAUAACGAUUUCGAGUGCCGUUGUGGUAGCAAAUUAUGCCGAGACCGCAAAUCUUUGAAGAGAAAGUUGAUCUCACAUGAAUCUUUGUGAGUAGAUUGUGUCGAAGUUUGAGGGACCGAAAACCCGACAGGGUUUCUGAAAAUUGAACUUUUGAAGCAAACGAAUUUUGGAUAUUGCACUUUUUGCCUACAUAUUUAAUUAUUUAUGCCAUUUUGAGAUAAUACAUAUAAGAUUUUGGUGCCCAUUUUGUAAUCUGUAGUAUUUUUUUUUUUUUUUUCGCUAAAUUAAUAGCAUUUGGCUGGUUCCAGCUGUAUUAAUUUAUAGACGUUUAACUAUAACAUGAUUGGUGAAAGUCGAUAUAGUAUAUGCUACACUUGGUAAAAGCACAAACGACA